Abrus precatorius (Indian licorice) is the source of this 1377-nucleotide messenger RNA. Its product is annotated as probable inactive receptor kinase At2g26730. The record is from RefSeq and is a predicted model, not a curated record. Lineage: Eukaryota; Viridiplantae; Streptophyta; Magnoliopsida; Fabales; Fabaceae. Bases 1 to 1377 code for a protein of 458 amino acids. Gene Ontology annotation, biological process: protein phosphorylation. The transcript is spliced from 2 exons. Gene Ontology annotation, molecular function: protein kinase activity; ATP binding.
AUGGGGUUUCCCCUCUUUGCUCUUCAGCACAUUACUUUCUUGGUCCUUGCUAUUCUGACCACACUUGCUGUAGCUCAGGGAGACCCUAUAAGCAAAACCAGCUCAGAUUCUUCUAUCCUACUACCCUUAAAUGGCACUGACAACGAUGAAGUCCAAAAUAAACCUUCAGAUAAAAAGAACGGUUCCAAUAAUAUUUCAUUAAUUUUCAAUGUGGUUCUUCUGCUUGCAAUUAUAUUACUGUUGAUACUUUACUUCAACACAGCCAGAAAGCUAAAUAAAAUUGGGAAGGGGCAGGUUCCAACGGUCCUAGAAAAAGACAAUGAUGUGGAGAUCAGCGUUGACAAGAAGAUAGAGAUAGGAGAGGGGACAAUAAUGAUGACAGUAGAAGAGAGAAAGGAACUCAUAUUCUUUAAUGAUAAACCAAAAUUUAAAAUGGCAGAACUUCUUAGAGCUUCUGCUGAGUCACUGGGUCAUGGAAUCAUGGGGAAUAGUUAUAAGGCCAUGCUGAAUGAUGGAUCAACUAUUGUUGUAAAACGGCUAAGGGACCUGAAGCCUCUCACUAAGGAGGAAUUUGCAAAGAUAUUGCAUCUGAUUGCUGAUCUGAAGCACCCCAAUUUGUUACCUUUGCUUGCUUACUACCAUUCCAAAGAUGAGAAACUGAUGCUCUAUAAAUAUGCAGAGAAUGGAAAUCUUUUCUCCCGACUUCAUGAUGGUAGAGGUGGAAACCGGCUUCCAUUCAGUUGGAGCUCAAGGUUAUCAGUGGCACGAGGCGUGGCUCGAGCAUUGGAGUACCUGCACCUAAACAACAGGUUCCAAAACAUUGUCCCACAUGGGAACUUGAAGUCUUCAAAUGUACUAUUCGAUGAAAACGAUGCAGUUGUUGUAUCUGACUUUAGUCUUGCUUCAUUAAUAGCACAACCAAUUGCAGCUCAGCAUAUGGUUGUUUACAAGUCACCUGAAUAUGGGUAUGCAAGAAAGGUGACAAUUCAAUCCGAUAUAUGGAGCUAUGGAUCCCUUCUAAUUGAACUUGUAACUGGAAAAGUAUCAGUGUGCUCAGCUCCAUCAGGGACCAAUGGCGUGGAUCUCUGCAGUUGGGUUCACAGAGCUGUGAGAGAAGAAUGGACAGCUGAGAUCUUUGAUAAAGAAAUUUCUGGCCAAAAGAGUGCUCUUCCCGGGAUGCUAAGGUUGCUGCAGAUAGCAAUGCGUUGCAUUGAGAGGUUCCCAGAAAAUCGUCCUGAGAUGAGAGAGGUGGUGAGAGAAGUGGAGAAAAUACAUGCCCCAAUGAUCUCUGAAGAUGAAGAUGAUGUAUCUGGGGAUAGGUCUCUAACAGAUGAUUCCCUUUCAACCAGUACUUCCUUUGUUGCAGAUGAAAGAUAG